GGGCGGGUCCGGACGGGGCGGGUCCGUGAGUCUCCGGCCUGAAGUAAACAGGCGGCCCCGACAGAGAGAAGCGACGCGGCCGCGACAGGAUCUCGUAAUUGACGUUCUGCCAUGUCGUUCCAAACAUGUGGACCCAACGAGGCCAUGGUGGUUUCAGGCUUCUGCCGUUCCCCACCGGUGAUGAUCGCUGGAGGCCGAGUGUUCGUCCUGCCCUGCAUCCAACAGAUCGAGAGGAUUUCCCUGAGCACCCUGACGCUGAACGUGAAGAGUGAAAAGGUGUACACCCGCCAUGGCGUUCCGAUUUCAGUCACAGGAAUCGCACAGGUGAAGAUCCAGGGGCAGAAUAAGGAGAUGCUGGCUGCCGCCUGCCAGAUGUUCCUGGGGAAGUCCGAGACUGAGAUCGCGCAGAUCGCCUUGGAGACGCUGGAGGGCCACCAGAGGGCCAUCAUGGCUCACAUGACCGUGGAGGAGAUCUACAAAGACCGUAAGAAGUUUUCGGAGCAGGUGUUCAAAGUGGCUUCCUCUGACCUGGUCAACAUGGGCAUUGGCGUGGUCAGCUACACACUGAAGGACAUCCAUGAUGACCAGGGUUACCUGCACUCGUUGGGAAAAUCCCGCACGGCACAGGUGCAGCGGGACGCCCGGAUCGGAGAGGCCGAGGCCAAACGGGAUUCCGGCAUCAAGGAGGCAAGAGCUCAGCAGCAGAAGGUCUCGGCACAGUACGUGAACGAGAUUGAGGUGGCCAAGGCCCAACGUGACUUUGAGGUGAAGAAAGCCACCUACGACACGGAGGUGAACACCAGGAAGGCUCAGUCCGACCUGGCCUACCAGCUGCAGGUAGCCAAGACCAAGCAGCAGAUUGAGGAAGAGAAGAUGCAAGUGCAGGUGGUGGAGCGGGCCCAGCAGAUCCUACUGCAGGAGCAAGAGAUCCUCCGUCGCGAGAAGGAGCUGGAGGCCCAGGUGAAGAAGCCGGCGGAGGCCGAGAGAUUCCGCCUGGAGAAGCUGGCCGAGGCUGAGAGGUUGAAGCUGAUCAUGGAGGCGGAAGCGCAGGCUGAGUCCAUACGAGUGAAGGGUGAUGCCGAAGCCUUUGCCAUUCAAGCCAAGGCCAUCGCUGAGGCUGAGCAGAUGAUCAAGAAGGCGGAGGCUUUCAAGGAGUACAAGGAUGCUGCCAUGGUGGACAUGAUCCUGGCCAAGCUGCCUGAAGUGGCCGCGGAGAUUAGCCAGCCCUUCUCCAAGGUGAAGAAGAUCACCAUGGUGAGCAGCGGGACUGGCGAGGUGGGAGCCGCCAAGAUGAGCGGUGAGAUCCUCGACAUCAUGACCAGGCUGCCCGACACCAUUGAGAGACUGACUGGAGUUAACAUCUCGCAGGGAUCCAUGAGACCGGGCCGGAUGUCGUAAGAUGGAGACGGCGGCGAGGAUGGAACUAACGGGAACGUGAGCGCAGCGGCUGUGCGUGCGAUUACCAGCGGCUCCCAUCCACGCGUAUAAACCCCCUUGUGCCACUGUUUAGUCUGCAUGUCUUCCCAUGUGGCACUGUAACCCUGUAAUCACUUAGUCAACACUUUGAAGGAAAGAAACCUACCUGUAGAGUAGUCCCACUUAAGAUAUAGGAAUCAGAGUCGACCUUUCCAGCUAACUCCAUUUGAGCCGAACUCACCCCUUGAAAUCCUGUUCCAACUCCAGUUCAUUUUAUUGUCACGUGUACCGAGGUACAGCGACUGCAAGUAUCCCAGUCACCUCUUGACUCCAAAACUCUGCCUCCACCGGAGGUUUGCGUAACCAUUCAGCCUUGCAGGGUAGAGAAUGCCAAUGAGAAUCGAGAAGAAGCCAAGAGUGCAUGCUGGAAAUCGGAAAUAAUGAGACUAACAGGUCAGUCAGCAUCUGUAGAGAAUCAAGAUUGAGAGAUCGGGUAAACAUUUAACUUGUUUUUCUAUUUUCCCGUUCUAACAAUCAUAGUCAUGAGUUAUACACCAUUCAGCCAUGAUCGUAUUGAAUGGCGGUGUAGACUCGAAGGUCCGAACGGCCUACUCCUGCACCUAUGUUCUAUGUUUUUCUAUGUAAACAAAGGACCUUUGAACAGAAACAUUCUUCUUCUUGAGUAUGGCGUGCACAGCCUAAAGUUGUAAGACAACUUGUUUGAUCUUCUGUUUGUGCAUGCCAGGUUAAUUGCAUUUGUCGAUACAGGGUGGACCACGUGAAGGUUGCAAUCUCCCACCCACCUGAUACAUUAACGAUGUUAGACACAAGAAGCUGGGGUAACUCAGCGGGUCAGGCGGCUUCUCUGGGGAAAAGGAAUCGGUGACUCACCUAUUCCUUUUCUCCAGAGAUGCAACUUAACUGGCUGAGUUUCUCCAGUUCUUUGUGUCUAUCUUCGGUUUAAUCCAGCAUCCACAGUUUCUUCCAACACAUAAACCAUGUUUCUCUCUCCACAGAUGCUGCUUGACCUGUUGAGUGUUUGCAGCGUUUUGUGUUGGGGAAUUCUAAAGAUUCCCAUCUCUCCAAGGAGAUAUUCCUCCUUGUCUGUGCCUUAAACAGAACACAUCUUGUCUCGGUGCCUGCCAGUUCCUCAGCUGACCAUUUGAGGGCAGCAUUAUCAGUGUUUUCAUAAAUUCCUAAGUGAUAGGAGCAGAAUUAGGCCAUUUGGCCCAUCAAGUCCACUCCGCAUUCAAUCCUGGCUGAUCUAUCUUUCCCUCCUAACUCCAUUCUCCUGCGUUCUCCCCAUAACCCCUGACACCCUUGCGUUCAUUGUGUUUAAAAUGCUGUAACAGUAUCAACAGCAGAGUGGAGCCAAGUGCGGAGAGGACACAGAAAUCAGGAGUAAUUUAAAUCUCCAAAGGGUUUUACUAGAAUCAUGGUCACGAUAACUGCCCCCAGGCCAAAUUACCAAAGCCAAUUAACCUACAAACCGGCACGCCCUUUGGAGUGUGGCAGGAAACCGGAGCACCUGGAGAAAACCCACACGGGUCACAGGGAGAAGGUACAAAGCCCGUACAGACAGCACCCGUGGUCAGGAUGGAACCUGGGUCUCUGGUGCUGUGAGGCAGCAACUCUACUGCUGCGCCAGAUUGAGAUUGAGAUGGGGAUUGAGAUUGAGAAUUAAAUGGGGAACUCAAUCAGUAACACUAUGAUACACUGAUGAAAAUAUUUAAAUAUCAUGAACAAAUGGAAAACGCCGACUAUCUCGCCCUCAAGUGGUCAGCAGAGGAAUCAGCAGGAACUGACACAACUCUACAAUUCCCCAGGUUCUUGAUUCCCUUGGCAGGUGAAUUCUUCAAAAAGCAUCUACCCAUGUUGAGACAUCUUUUGAAGUUGACACAUUUCACCGAGAGCACCUCGUUUUUCUAAACACCCGUCCUCUGAAUCUUUCAUAAGUUCGUGAGUCAUCGGGGCAGAAUUGGGCCAUUCGGCCCAUCUCUGCCAUUCAAUCGUGGCACAUCUACCUUGCCCUUUCAACCCUAACCGAUUCUGCUGCCUCCUCGCCGUAACCCUUGACAUCCUUACCAACCAAAAAUCUAUUAAUCUGUGCUUUAAAAAUACCCAAUGACUUUACCUCCACCGCCGUCUGUAGCAAUGAAUUCCACAGAUUCACCACCCUCUGAUGAAAGAAAUUGUUCCUUGUCUCCUUUCUAAAGGUAGGUAAUUUUAUUCUGAGGCUGUGCCCUCUGGUCCUAGACUCUCCCACUAAUGGAAACAUCCUCUCCGCAUCCACUCCAUCCAGGCCUCUCACUCUUCGGUAAGUUUCAAUGAGGUCCCGCUCACCCCCCCCCCUCGUUCUUCUCAACUCCAGCGAGUACAAGCCCAGUGCCGUCAACCCAAUCAUCCCGGGAAUCUUUCCUCAUAGGACAUCCUCUUCACCCCAGGAUUCAGCCUGGCAACCUUCUCCGAAGUGCCUAAAUACCGAUACAUCCCUCGUAGCCAAGGAGACCAAAGGUGGACGCAGUAUCAGCUGUGGUCUCAACCAUUAGUUGUACCAAGACCUUCCCCAGUAUUAAACUCCAUCCCAUCUCCUGUUCUGCAGGUCCGGUACCUUCAAUCUGAGUUCAUAAUGUGAGUUCCAUUCAGUGUUGUUGCAUGUUCCUAGGGAUCAUAACUGGAAUCACCCCAUAGGUGUUAGGACUUGUGUUCCAAGCUUAAGUAAGCAACUUUUGCCAAGUUCAAAAUCAGGUGGAGGCAAGAGAACAGUGUUUAUUUGUUGGUUACAGACCCUUAGGCUUAACUUGCCCACGCCGACCAACAUGUCCCGUCUACGCGAGUCCAACUUGCCUGCGUUUGACCCAUAUCCCUCUAAACCUGUCUCAUCCAUGUACCUGUCUAAUUGCUUCAGAAACGUUGCAAUAGUCCCUGCCUCGACCACCUCCUCCGGCAGCUCAUCCCAUACACCCAUCACCCUUUCUGUGAAAAAGUUACCCCUGAUAUUCCUAUUAAAUCAUUCCCCCUUCACCCAUGCCCUCUGGUCCUCGGUUCCCCUACUCUGGGCAAGAGACUGUGUGUCUUCACGGUCUAUUCCUCUCAUGAUUUUGUACACCUCUAUAAGAUCACCCCUCAUCCUCCUGCGCUCCAGGGAAUAGAGUCCUAGCCUGCUCAACCUCCCCCUCUAGCACAGGCCCUCGAGUCCUGGUAACAUCCUUGUAAUUCUUCUCUGCAUUCUGGUCCAACUUAACAAUAUCUUUCCUCUAACAAGAUGCCCAGAACUGAACACAACACCCUGAACACUCUGGAGAAGGGUUUCGGCACGAAACGUUGACUAUUUCCUUCGCUCCAUAGAUGCUGCCUUACACGCUGAGAUUCUCCAACAUUUUUGUCUACCAUAAAUGCGGCCUCACCAUGACCUAUGUAAAAGGGGAAAAAAAUAUUUUCUAAGAGUAUUAUCACCCUCCAGAGAGCUAUCAAGUUGAAACAUCUCUGCCAGACCUGUUCAGCGGGUUUGUAGGCUAAUUGACCGGUUAAAAAAAAAAAGAUUGUUCUUAGUGUGUCGGAUAGUGCUAGUAGUGAUCGCUGGUCGGUGCAGACUCGAUGGGCUGAAGUGCCUAUUUCCACGCUGUAUCUCUAAAUUAAACUAAACGCCCUCUGCCUGCAUGUAAUGCAUAUCCCUCCAAUCCCUGCAUAUUGAUGUGUCUACAAAAUAAUACAUCUGUAUCCACCACCACUCCUGGCAGCGUGUUCCAGGCACCAACCACUCUCCCAGUAAAAAACAACUUACCCCACACAUCUCCUUCAAACGUUACCCCUCUCACCUUAAAGACAUGCCCUCUAGUCUUUGACAUUUCCACUCUGGGGGAAAAUAGCUCUGACUGCCCACCCUAUCCAUGCCUCUCAUAAUUUUAUAUACCUCUAUCAAUUCUCCCCUCAAUCUCCGGGAUUCCAAUGCACAUUUCUGUAAUGUGGUAUUAGCAUGUGGCUAAUACCACCUAAGGCAGGCAGCGUUCUGGUAACCCUGUUCCAAAGCCUCCACACCCUGUAAUGGGGGCGACCCAGAGCUGUCGGCAAUACUCCAAUUGCAACCCCAACCAAAGUGUUACAGAACUUGCCUUUCAACGCGUGCUGCCCACCACACCCUUGGUAAAAAAUAAACCAUGGCCCACUCAUCCCCCUCAAACAUGUCGCUCUCACCUUCAACCCACGCCCCCUCUCGUCCUUCACAUAAACAACCCGUGCUAGUCUAUGUUUCAAAGUGCCUCUUUUCUGAGCGUUUGUGAUUUCUACCUGGAACUGACUGCCAAGUUUCACAUUUGAGCUGGUCCCAUUUCAAAUGUGCUUACCACUUGUCCAAUGUCGCCCGCUGUAGACUUUAGGUUCCUUCCCGAUCACCAUCGCGAUGACUCUGCCAGAGACCCUGUUACAAACAAGCCAUCAGAUGCUCAUUGGAGAGAUGUUACAACUGCUAAAGUCGGACACAGCACUUGCCUCGUUUGUUUGUCAACAAAAACCUUCUUGUACGUUGUGUAAUUUUGUAAAAUGACCUUGUUGCCUGACCCUUUUGAAUGGAGAAUUUGACUGGUUCCUGACAUAAUGUAAACACCUCUAAUCCACUCGUAAAUUGAUGUGAUUUUUCUCCCCAAUAGUAUAUUUCAUUCAUAAUACAUAGAAAAACAAUCAGGA
Molecule: messenger RNA, 6099 nt
Organism: Leucoraja erinaceus (little skate)
Lineage: Eukaryota; Metazoa; Chordata; Chondrichthyes; Rajiformes; Rajidae
Product: flotillin-1-like
Exons: 13
Coding region: 112-1398 (428 amino acids)
Biological process (GO): positive regulation of cell junction assembly; protein localization to plasma membrane; positive regulation of endocytosis
Cellular component (GO): plasma membrane
Source: RefSeq, a predicted model, not a curated record